AUGAAGAGUCACCCGUCAAAUCCGGAACCUAAUGACAUUUCACGCCAAAGUUCUAAAGAAAUGGAUAACGAAGUUAUAUCCUAUCCCUUUGGGGACAUUGAAAAUUAUGAACUUUGCUAUCGAAUUGGCCGUGGAAAGUAUAGCACAGUUUUCUCUGGAUUGACGAAUACAGGACAACAAUGUGUAUUAAAAGUACUCAAACCUGUUCGAGCUAGCAAAAUCAAUCGCGAAAUUCGCAUUCUCGAAAAACUAAAGGAAUCACCGAAUAUUUGCAAUCUCCUAGAUGUUGUAAAGGAUCAGGAAUCUCAGAUGGUUACACUAGUUCUUGAUUGGACAAACGAUGAUUUCCGUAAUAUCUAUCAAACACUAGAGAUGAACGAAAUUGCUUACUACAUGUAUAAAGUAUUACAGGCUCUUGAUUUCGCUCAUUCCCGUGGUAUUAUGCACCGUGAUAUCAAACCACAAAAUAUAAUGAUCGAUCAUUCCACGAAAAAGGUCUCUUUGAUCGACUGGGGCCUCGCUGAUUUUUAUGUUCCAGGUACUGCAUAUCAGGUCAGAGUUGCAACCAGAAAUUACAAGGCUCCGGAAUUAUUAUUCGGAUACACUCAAUACACCCCGACCGUUGAUAUUUGGGGACUCGGAUGCACAUUCGCAGCAAUGCUUACCAAGAAAUCUCCAUUAUUCAGAGGCAGAGAUAACUCUGAACUGAUUUUAAGAAUUGCAGAUUUUAUUGGAAGCGAAGAGAUCGAAAACUACCUUCAAAAGUACAAGAUAACCAUAUCAUCACACGAUAUUACGUCUAGAAUCUCUGGACACAAGCGUCGCGCGCACGAAUUUUUAAAGAAAGACGAUACAAAGAAUUUCAUUACUCCUGAAGCGGAAGAUUUGCUGAUGAAGAUGCUUACAGUCGACCACCAGGAAAGAAUUUCUGCAAAAGAUGCAAUGAUGCAUCCAUUCUUUGAUUGUGUUAGAGAUAUGUUCAAAUAA
This is a messenger RNA of Trichomonas vaginalis G3, 987 nucleotides long. Its product is annotated as STKc CK2 alpha domain-containing protein. Gene Ontology annotation, molecular function: protein serine/threonine kinase activity; ATP binding. The coding region runs from base 1 to 987 and encodes 328 amino acids. Gene Ontology annotation, biological process: protein phosphorylation. Lineage: Eukaryota; Parabasalia; Trichomonadida; Trichomonadidae. The transcript has a single exon. The record is from RefSeq and is a predicted model, not a curated record. Gene Ontology annotation, cellular component: nucleus; cytosol; protein kinase CK2 complex.